AUGCUUCCAUUGGAUGCGUGUUUAUCACUAUCUGGAGCCCAGGAUGUGGAGCGUGUGGAGUCGGCCCCGGGGGAUGUGGAGCGUGUGGAGUCGGCCCCGGGGGAUGUGGAGCGUGUGGAGUCGGCCCCGGGGGAUGUGGAGCGUGUGGAGUCGGCCCCGGGGGAUGUGGAGCGUGUGGAGUCGGCCCCGGGGGAUGUGGAGCGUGUGGAGUCGGCCCCGGGGGAUGUGGGGGGGGUGGGGUCGGCCCCGGGGGAUGUGGAGCGUGUGGAGUCGGCCCCGGGGGAUGUGGAGCGCGUGGGGGGGUCGGCCCCGGGGGAUGUGGAGCGUGUGGAGUCGGCCCCGGGGGAUGUGGAGCGUGUGGAGUCGGCCCCGGGGGAUGUGGAGCGUGUGGGGGGGUCGGCCCCGGGGGAUGUGGAGCGUGUGGAGUCGGCCCCGGGGGAUGUGGAGCGUGUGGGGGGGUCGGCCCCGGGGGAUGUGGAGCGUGUGGAGUCGGCCCCGGGGGAUGUGGAGCGUGUGGGGGGGUCGGCCCCGGGGGAUGUGGAGCGUGUGGAGUCGGCCCCGGGGGAUGUGGAGC
This is a messenger RNA of Procambarus clarkii (red swamp crayfish), 574 nucleotides long. The record is from RefSeq and is a predicted model, not a curated record. Lineage: Eukaryota; Metazoa; Arthropoda; Malacostraca; Decapoda; Cambaridae.